UUUAUGUUCAUCUAUCCCGCACCAUCGUACCGACCCUUUAUGGUAAUCAUCAUUGCCAAGGAUCUGUAAAAUAUAUCAAUACUUCCUGCUAGCCUUCCUGGCAGCCGAACCACUGGUAGGGAGAUACAUGUAUCAUUCAAUCACGAACGUCAUUCCGACUGAGGAUUAUUCGAAAUGGCCUACUUCCAGAAUUUCCUAACUACGCUACUGCUUUUUCAGUGCUAUCAGUCUUUUCCAGGGGCCCUCGCCGGAUUCGAGGAGACUCUUGUCGCAUUUGAACCUUCAAUUGGUGCAAUAGAGAUUCAGGAUGCCGUCAUUUUGCGCGACGAUUCCGAUCCCUUUGGCAUCGCCAUUGCCGUUGGCAGCCUAGCAGAUGACUUUGAGCAGAUCACUGGGACACGACCGUCAGUGAGGGCCUGGGCAGGCGAUAACAGCACGACUAGUGAGGUAAAAGUUGCGUCAGAAUCAGCUAUCAUUGCCGCGACGGUUGAUUCCCCGCUGAUGCGACAGUUGGAGAGUUCAAGGAAACUGAACUUGAGCAGCAUCCGGGGCAAAUGGGAAACGUUUGAAACGACUCUUGUGGCGCAACCAUUGCCAGGCGUCCAAAACGCCCUGGUAAUUGCAGGAAGCGACAUGCGAGCUGUGUUCUUCGGCAUCUUCACCUUGUCUGAACAGAGUGGCCAAUCACCGUAAGCAUCUGGAACUAACUGGACUGAUAGCGCCCCUUUGGCUAUAACUUACUAAUUUACGCGAUAGUCUAUACUGGUGGAAUGAUGUGCCUGCGAAAAAGCAUGAUAAAAUCUACGCCAUCAACAAGACGCUCACGUUUGGCGAGCCCACCGUCAAAUAUAGAGGUAUCUUUAUUAAUGACGAGGCGCCAGCCUUGACGAGUUGGUGGGCUCAACGAUCACGCCGAGAAGACUACACCUUGGAUUCCGAGUUUUACGAGCGCGUCUUUGACCUCCUGCUGCGCCUAAGAGCCAAUCUCAUUUGGCCGGCUAUGUGGGGAAGUUUUGUUCCAGCUCCUGGCCGCAUCUUCUUUACAGACGAUCCUGGAAACAUGGCUUUGGCAAACGAUUAUGGUAUCGUCGUCUCAACAAGCCACCAUGAACCCAUGCAAAGAGCAUCGAAUGAAUGGAAGCAAAGUAAGAAUGGGGCUUGGGACUGGGUCGCUAAUAAGGGCAAUGUCGUCGAAUUUAUGCGCGAAGGUGUUCGAAGAGCAGGCGGGAACGACACAUACUUCACCCUCGGCAUGCGUGGAGAGAACGAUGGGCCUAUCCAGGCCGAUGAUCCCAUAGCUGUUUUGAGAGAAGUCUUUACUGUCCAACGAAAUAUUCUCGCCAGCUUCUACGGAAACGAAACGGCUGCUCGACAAAUCUGGACUAUCUACAAGGAGGUUGCAACUUAUUACGCAGCUGGUCUUGAGCCACCUGAAGACGUCACACUGAUGUUCACGGACGAUAACUGGGGUAAUGUUCAGAAGCUUCCAAACGCCAAGGAACUUGACAGAUCGGGUGGUAUCGGAAUGUACUACCAUUUCGAAUAUGUUGGCCGUCCAAAGAGCUGGAAGUGGCAGAACUGCAACAAUCUACCCAAGAUAUACAAGGAACUCUUCCAAGCCGCGCAGGCAGGGGCGAAUCGCGUCUGGGUCUUCAAUGUUGGUGAUAUAAAGCCAGUCGAACUCCCACUGAAUAUGGCCAUGGAUCUUGCGUGGAACGCCACCCGCUUUGAUCUGGAUUCUUUGCCCGAUUAUCUUCAGUCCCUAGCUGCCCGUGACUUUAGUCUCGAGCAUUCCGAAGUUAUUGCUUCUGCCUGGCUGGCAUAUAGUCACCUGGUCGGCAUGCGGAAAUUCGAGAUGCUUGAGCCAACUACGUAUUCGAUAACCAAUUAUGAGGAAGCUGACCGCAUUCUUGGAGCGUGGAAAGCUCUAGGUGACAGAGUCAGAGCGAUUGAGGCCAGCUUGCCACAAACACAUCGCGAUGCAUUCUUCCAUUCGUCAACAUAUGCCGCCGUCGCUGGCUACAAUUAUCACGCUAUUCUCAUCGGGCAGGGCAAAAACCGUCAAUAUAGCUUUGAGCGGCGGAAUUCUGCUAAUGCAAUUGCGUAUGAUCUCAUCGAGCGCUUCGAGUAUGACCAUGACCUCACUAUUGAAUAUGACGCCAUUGCCGACGGCAAAUGGAGAGGCAUCAUGUCCACUCCAAAGUUCGAUAUGAGCACCGCCGACUGGCGGCCAUCUUCCAGAGAUGUCAUGGCAAACCUGUCCUUUGUACAGCUUCGUCAAGAUUUUGACUACGCUUUCGGUAAUUUAGGCAUCUACGUCGAGCAGUCGCGAGCUCCGUAUCUUCAAGGCCGUAUCUGCGCUUCCAUCAACCCUUCAAAACCUACCAAGGAUGGUUUGUCGCCCGUGAUGCGGCCUAUGGAGCCUCAUGGCCCUGCUUUCCGAUGGAUAGAUUUGUUCCACCGUGGCGACCACCGGAGACCCAUAAGAUGGUCCAUCAGCGUGCCAGAACCUUGGAUCAAUGUUUCCCAGGUAUCAGGGGAGGUCUCAGGCUCGAAGCCCGAAGAACGAGUUCAUAUCAGUAUAAAUUGGGAAUUGGUCCCGGCUACGUAUAAUCAAACGGUCCAGCUACGAGUGUUUUAUGGGCCUCCUGCCCACUUCGACGACGUCCACUUGCCUGUCAUCAACAUACGGGCUCCGAAGGAUUUUGCAGGUUUUCCUGAAGUGGAUGGCAUCAUCUCAAUCGAGGCGCCCCAUUAUCAACGGUCGUCCCUAACGCAGGAUACUGGUCGAAACAUUGGAUUCAGGGUUAUGCCAAGACUGGCCAGCCGCUCCGAAUCUGGAUCCGUUGCUCUAAGACCCUACCAAGCCGCUAUAGAGUCCGAAAGCGAUUCAAAAGCUUCUUGGUUGGAGUAUGACAUCUUUAUUCUGGGAAAUGCCACGCGGCCUGCCGUCAAUGCCACCAUAUACAUCAAUGGCGCGCUCGACACCCGUGCCGAUAAGCCCAUGCUAUGCUCUCUCAGUCUUCAAAAUGAGAGCAAACCCGCAAAUGACUUCUUCAAGAUCCUUGGGACGCCAGAAAAAGCUGGUGAUACUCUACCUGAGUGGAAUGCCGAGGUUGCGAACGGUGUCUGGACGCGGACGCUACAGCUAGGCAGCCUCAGCCCAGGUAAACACAUUUUGCGAUGGCAAGUCAACUCUCCAGAGGUGUAUCUGGAGAAAAUCGUCUUAGCUACUCAGGGCAGGCUACCAGAGACAAGCUUGGGCCCGCCUGAAACUUCAAGGCUUUAAUUGAAAAGUCCAGGUUGACGCUUUUAUCAAUGUGUCUAGCAAUUUUAUGGAUUUUCAAUUUUGUCGUACAAUACGUGAUUAGUGAGGGGAUUGUCAAGCUGUACCGAUUCAUCUCUUUCCCCGUGAAACCGACAAUUGCACCCCUGAUCCAAUCAACUCAAACAGCUCC
Messenger RNA from Fusarium odoratissimum NRRL 54006, 3458 nucleotides. RefSeq lists its product as uncharacterized. The record is from RefSeq and is a predicted model, not a curated record. The coding region runs from base 1001 to 3289 and encodes 762 amino acids. The transcript is spliced from 4 exons. Lineage: Eukaryota; Fungi; Ascomycota; Sordariomycetes; Hypocreales; Nectriaceae.